AUGCAUCAAAAUUUGGCAUCCAAAUUUGACAUCCAUAUCCAGUUCAACAACAGGAAGCGUCAAACAAGUGGUAUCAUGAUUACUAUUCACAACAACAAGCAAAUUGGACAACAGCGCUGUCGCAACUAUUAUGCUUCAAACUCGGAAUCAGAAACGAUGCAACUGAAAAAACUCCAGCAAACAAACAAGCGUUUAUGCAAUGCACAUUGUGUAUGCUACACCAACAACAUCAUUGAUGGUCAAUACACACAAGUAUUGUUGAUGUACACUUUGAGUUCCAAGACUGUAUUUUUUGUAGCGGGAAAGUCGUUGGAAAGCUGCACAUUGAGUUGA
This is a messenger RNA of Batrachochytrium dendrobatidis JAM81, 333 nucleotides long. RefSeq lists its product as uncharacterized. The transcript is spliced from 2 exons. Bases 1 to 333 code for a protein of 110 amino acids. The record is from RefSeq and is a predicted model, not a curated record. NCBI's taxonomy places the organism in Eukaryota, Fungi, Chytridiomycota, Chytridiomycetes, Rhizophydiales.